AUGUCUGAAAUGGAAUACCGUUUCCUCGGCCGAACUGGCCUCAAGGUCUCCGUGCUGUCUCUCGGGUCCUGGAUAACAUACGGUGGCCACGUCGAUGACGAACGAGCAUUUGAGUGUAUCAAAGCCGCCCACGAUGCUGGAAUCAACUACUUUGACACGUCUGAAAACUACUCGGCCGGCGCCGCAGAGGUGACUCUUGGCAAGGCCAUCAAGAAAUACGGAUGGAAACAAAACGAUCUCGUGAUCUCCACAAAGCUAUAUUUCGGCCAAAACAAUGCUGCCGACCCAUCGCGUCCUCUGAAUAAUGUUGGUCUGUCGCGAAAGCAUAUUCUGGAGGGCAUUGACUUUUCACUUGCGCGAUUACAACUUCCAUAUGUCGAUAUCGUGUUUGCCCAUCGACCUGACCGACAGACGCCAGUGGAGGAGACUGUGCGCGCUUUCAACCACUUGAUUGAAACGGGCAAGGUGUUCUACUGGGGUACAUCCGAGUGGACCGCCACCGAAAUUGCAGAUGCGUGGGCUGUAGCCGAUAGAUUAGGGUUGAUUGGACCUGUAGUUGAGCAGCCGCAGUACAAUCUUCUUCACCGGUCCAAGGUUGAAGAUGAAUUUCGCUAUUUGUAUCCAAAGUACGGCACGGGCUUGACGAUAUGGAGUCCCUUGUAUCAAGGAGUCUUGACUGGUAAGUACAAUGGUGUUGAUGCGCCACCUCCAGGAUCACGGUUGGCAGAAGCAAAGGAUAAGCCCACCGUGGCCUUCCGUGAGACUUGGGGCAAUGAAAAAUGGCAGAAGAAUCUAGCACUCGUCGAGAAGUUAAAGCCACUGGUGGAGGAAUUUAAGGCUGAGAGUUUGGCUUUGUUGGCCCUAGCUUGGACGCUGAAGAAUGAGAACGUUAGCUCGGUCAUUUUGGGUGCGUCGAGGGUGGAACAAGUUAGAGAGAAUGUCAGGGCGUUGGAGAUUGCAAAGAGGCUGGGAGAAGAGGAGUUGAAGAAAAUUGAUGAGGUCUUGGGGAACGCUUCUGUCGUUCCGCCUCAGAGAUUUGGUUAG
Talaromyces amestolkiae is the source of this 1044-nucleotide messenger RNA. RefSeq lists its product as uncharacterized. The coding region runs from base 1 to 1044 and encodes 347 amino acids. The transcript has a single exon. NCBI's taxonomy places the organism in Eukaryota, Fungi, Ascomycota, Eurotiomycetes, Eurotiales, Trichocomaceae. The record is from RefSeq and is a predicted model, not a curated record.